AUGAACCGGUUAUUGUCAAACCAUACAAUGGUUGGUUUGUUGGUUUUGCUGCUACUACAGUGCUGCACCGGACACACGCUUCCGGAGAUUCCCGCCAUUAAGGAGGCUGCUGAUCAGCCGGCCACCCGAACCGAUGCCACCUCAACAACUCAACCGGUCAAAUACGAUGGUGCCCAGCUGUGGCGCAUCGCUUACGACGAUCAACCGAAGAAGAAUGCCGUCGCUGAGCUGCAGGAUCGAUACGAUGCGUCCAUGUGGAACUACAAUGCCACCUCGGUUGAUAUCUUUGUACGGGGGCAGCAGAUCCGGAAGGCAGAAUGUUUCCUCCGGGCGGCUAACAUCCCGUUCGUGGUGGUGAUCGAGGAUAUGCAGCGAGCAAUCGACACCGAGAACCCAUCUUUAGAAGAGACCGAGUUGUGGGAAAACCGGAACGGUCACCGCAUGACGUGGACGGCUUAUCACAGGCUGUCGGACAUCUACGACUGGAUGGACUACCUCGCACAAACCUAUCCAGAUCUUUGCAGCACCAAAUCAAUCGGUAAAAGUGUGCAGGGCCGGGAAUUGAAGGUGCUGCGCAUCUCCAACGGUAACCCGUCCAACAAAGCGAUCUGGAUGGAUGGUGGUAUACAUGCGCGGGAAUGGAUAAGCCCAGCCACCGUUACGUACAUCGCGAACGAGCUGGUGGAGGAUUGGGAUAAUCAGCCGGACCACCUACGCAACAUUGACUGGUACAUCCUGCCGGUGCACAAUCCGGACGGGUACGAGCAUUCGCACCAAUACGAUCGGUUGUGGCGCAAAAAUCGGGGCGGGCUCCAGUAUGGACCGUGUGCCGGGGUUGAUCUUAACCGUAAUUACGGCUACAAAUGGGGUGGCCAGGGUACGUCCAAACAGCCGUGCUCGGAAAUCUUUUGCGGAUCGGGUCCAUUCUCCGAGCCGGAAACGAAAGCGGUCAGCGAGUUCAUGCAGUCGUCGGCGGCGGAUUGGAAAGCUUUCCUGACGUUCCACAGCUACGGGCAGUAUAUCCUGUACCCGUGGGGGUACGAUCGGGUUGUCCCACCGGACCAUACCGAUUUGAAGCGAGUUGGCGAUGCGGCCGCUGAGCAAAUGCUGCAAGCGAGCGGUUCACGGUACACGGUCGGACCUUCUGGUAGCACACUCUACCCGGCGGCAGGUGGUUCGGAUGAUUGGGCACGCGGUGCCCUUAACAUCAAGUACGCCUACACGGUCGAGUUGCGUGAUACCGGUCGGUAUGGGUUUGUACUGCCCGCGAACCAAAUUAAACCCACCGGCGACGAAGCCGUCCAGUUCGUCGACAUUAUUGCACAGGAAGUGGCCAAACUGUAA
Molecule: messenger RNA, 1344 nt
Organism: Anopheles marshallii
Lineage: Eukaryota; Metazoa; Arthropoda; Insecta; Diptera; Culicidae
Product: carboxypeptidase B-like
Exons: 4
Coding region: 1-1344 (447 amino acids)
Biological process (GO): proteolysis
Molecular function (GO): zinc ion binding; metallocarboxypeptidase activity
Source: RefSeq, a predicted model, not a curated record